AUGUUUGGUGUGCCGACGGGCCCAGUCGCCAUGGAAGGCCGUGGAGGACCGGCCUUCCAGCCAAGGCCAUUUCUACAUGGGCCGCAUGUUCCCAUCUGGCGUGGUGGACAAGCGGGCAGACAUACCCCCGCACAUGCAGGGCGCGGAGGCAGUGGUGGGCAGCCCCCAGCAACUACCAACCCUCCAGUCACCGCUCCAGUUGCCGCUCCAGCAAGCGACCUCGACCCUGCGAAGUUCAAGCCACCGCAGGGCAGUUACCGCGACCAGUCGACUCUCGAUGGACGCGGCUCGAUGAGGAAGUACUCAAAGUGCUUGCGAUGCGGGAAGUUCAAGGGGGUUGGCCACCCCAAAUUUGUCGACUGCAGAGAGAAGUGCGAUGUCUGCGAUUCCAAUGCCCACCCGGGCGAGGUCUGCACUCAGAUCUGGGCCAGCAAGAGGUGGUGGAAGGACCACCAUGGCUAUGCGCCCGAAAACGUACAGCUGCGACCAACUCCGCCACAGCGGGCCAUCCUUGCGGAGAAGGAUCCUUGGUUUCGCGACCACCCCGAGCCGGUCGAGGAUAUGCAGGAAGACGAGGAACCACUGCUCAGCCGGAAGCGUGGGGCAGACGACGGCCUGGAUGAAGAGAUCCGACAGAGGAUGCAUGAGGUGGAAGUGCAGGUGUACAGUGAGAGGCUGGGGCAGGCGGAUAAGCUCCAGGCACAGUACAAGGCACAGGUUUUGCAGGCACAAAGAGAGGUGCUGGAUACACAACAGCUGGUGUCGGACGCUGAGGAAUUCGGGAAGCGUGCAGUGCGGGAGAAGAGGGAGGCGGAGAAGACGGUUGAGUCUCUGCGAGCAGCAUCCAUGCGGAAAGACGAGCUGUUGGCGCAGAUCCAAGAGGACGCUGCCCAGAAACGGCGCGACUACAAAGCGGAGGUGGAGGAGCUGAGGCGAGAGAAUGAGAUGCUGAAAGCAGAGCUUGCAAUCGCCCGCGGGAAGACUCUUAGUGGCGAAAUCAAGCAAGAGCAUGUCAUUGAUGAUGGCUCUUCAAGCACCUAUAUCAAGAUAGAGGAGUGA
Exserohilum turcica Et28A is the source of this 1059-nucleotide messenger RNA. RefSeq lists its product as uncharacterized. Bases 1 to 1059 code for a protein of 352 amino acids. The transcript has a single exon. The record is from RefSeq and is a predicted model, not a curated record. Lineage: Eukaryota; Fungi; Ascomycota; Dothideomycetes; Pleosporales; Pleosporaceae.